This is a messenger RNA of Chinchilla lanigera (long-tailed chinchilla), 1630 nucleotides long. It is a transcript of the gene Tufm, whose product is annotated as Tu translation elongation factor, mitochondrial. Gene Ontology annotation, molecular function: GTPase activity; translation elongation factor activity; GTP binding. Gene Ontology annotation, cellular component: mitochondrion. Lineage: Eukaryota; Metazoa; Chordata; Mammalia; Rodentia; Chinchillidae. The transcript has 10 exons. The coding region runs from base 110 to 1468 and encodes 452 amino acids. The record is from RefSeq and is a predicted model, not a curated record. Gene Ontology annotation, biological process: mitochondrial translational elongation.
CUGAGCCCUCGCUUCCGCCGGAAGUGACCUGCAGCCGCAAGUGCCCGUCCUCGGCUGCACGCGCGGGACCCCGCUACUUUACACUCGGUGUCCGGGGCGGACCACCACAAUGGCGGCCGCCACCGUGCUGCGCGCGACGCCCCGCUUUAGCGGUUUCUGCGCUAGCCCGGCCCCGUUCCUGCACGGUCUCCUGCGGCCGCUGAAGACCCCGGCGCUGCCCCUCUGGUGCCGUGGCCUGGCGGUGGAGGCCAAGAAGACGUACGUGCGCGACAAGCCCCAUGUGAACGUGGGUACCAUCGGCCAUGUGGACCACGGCAAGACCACGCUGACCGCGGCGAUCACGAAGAUUCUAGCUGAGGGAGGUGGGGCAAAGUUCAAGAAAUACGAGGAGAUUGACAACGCCCCCGAGGAGCGAGCGCGGGGCAUCACCAUCAAUGCGGCCCACGUGGAGUACAGCACUGCUACCCGCCACUAUGCCCACACAGACUGCCCAGGUCACGCAGAUUACGUGAAGAAUAUGAUCACAGGCACUGCGCCCUUGGACGGCUGCAUCCUGGUGGUGGCAGCCAAUGACGGCCCCAUGCCCCAGACCCGAGAGCACUUACUGCUGGCCCGACAGAUUGGCGUAGAGCACGUCGUGGUGUACGUGAACAAGGCGGAUAGUGUCCAGGACGCCGAGAUGGUGGAGCUGGUGGAGCUGGAAAUCCGGGAGCUGCUCACCGAGUUUGGCUACAAAGGGGAGGAGACCCCUGUCAUCGUAGGCUCUGCCCUCUGCGCCCUGGAGCAACGUGACCCCGAGCUGGGCGUGAAGUCCGUGCAGAAGCUGCUGGACGCCGUGGACACGUACAUCCCGGUGCCCGUGCGGGACCUGGAGAAGCCGUUCCUGCUGCCCGUGGAGUCGGUCUACUCUAUUCCUGGCCGGGGCACCGUGGUGACCGGUACGCUGGAACGUGGCAUCUUGAAGAAGGGGGACGAGUGCGAGCUCCUGGGACACAGCAAGAACAUUCGCUCUGUGGUGACAGGCAUCGAGAUGUUCCACAAGAGCCUGGAGAGGGCGGAGGCCGGGGAUAACCUCGGGGCUCUGGUCCGAGGCCUGAAGCGGGAGGACCUGCGGCGCGGCCUGGUCAUGGUCAAGCCGGGCUCCAUCCAGCCGCACCAGAAGGUGGAGGCCCAGGUUUACGUCCUCAGCAAGGAGGAAGGCGGCCGCCACAAGCCCUUUGUGUCUCACUUCAUGCCUGUCAUGUUCUCUCUCACCUGGGACAUGGCCUGCCGGGUCCUCUUGCCUCCGGGGAAGGAGCUCGCCAUGCCCGGGGAGGAUCUGAAGCUCAGCCUUAUCUUGCGACAGCCGAUGAUCCUAGAGAAAGGCCAGCGUUUCACCCUGCGAGAUGGCAACCGGACCAUCGGUACCGGCCUCGUUACUGCCACGCUGGCCAUGACCGAGGAGGACAAGAACAUCAAGUGGAGCUGAGUCUGAAUUUCUGUUCGGGUUAUGAGUUCAGGACUGCCCUGGCCAGUCUUCCCUCCUGCUUCUGGUGCCCCCUGAGGGCACAAGCUGGUGCCAGCAGGGCGCAGCUGGAUGGACACUUCCCCUGGUCGUAGGUAGGCCAAUAAACUGUUCUGUGAAUAGUAA